Messenger RNA from Toxorhynchites rutilus septentrionalis, 2575 nucleotides. Its product is annotated as membrane-associated tyrosine- and threonine-specific cdc2-inhibitory kinase. Gene Ontology annotation, molecular function: ATP binding; protein kinase activity. The record is from RefSeq and is a predicted model, not a curated record. The coding region runs from base 221 to 1864 and encodes 547 amino acids. Lineage: Eukaryota; Metazoa; Arthropoda; Insecta; Diptera; Culicidae. The transcript is spliced from 4 exons. Gene Ontology annotation, biological process: protein phosphorylation.
AUACAAACAAGUGAAAACAGAAGUACGAUAAAGACCGCUAGGUUCAGAUAUUGCAUGAUUUCCCAUAGAGUUCAUACACCGAAAACCAUAAAUCUUACAUCAAAUGGUGUUUGAGUAUACACUCAGUCAAACUGAGUUCUAUCAGUGAGAAAACAUUUCCAGCAGGGCAGUUUCAAAUUCGUAAUCCGUGUCAGCAGCGCCAACGCUUACAUCUAGAACAAUGAAAUCGCCGCUGCCAGUACCAGAAUUUCUGGAAGAGAAUAAUUUAUCAUUAUCCUUCAAACAACCACGACGGCGGAACCAGCCACAACGUCCACCAAGGCCACCGAAGUUAUAUCCAAAAUUUGAUGCAAGCUUCAGCCGCAGUUUGAACGGCACAUCGACGGCUACCGCGAUUUCGUUUAAGAACAGUCAAACAGAACUCAGUUCGCUGUACCAGCGGGAAAAGCGUGAGUCAUACUACGAGCAGUGUUUCGAACAGAUAACAAAAGUCGGCGAGGGUUCUUUCGGUGAAGUAUUCAAGGUGAAAAGUCGACUGGAUGGAUGUUUGUAUGCGGUGAAGAAGUCGAAGGAAUUUUUCCGGGGAGAGAACUAUCGGCAGGAACGAUUGGAAGAGGUCCGGAGGUACGAACAGUUUAGUGAGCAUGAGAAUUGUAUUAAGUUGUACCAGGCGUGGGAGCAAGAUGAUCGGCUGUAUAUGCAAAUGGAACUCUGUAAGGGUAGCCUUGAGGAUUAUGCCAUGGAGCAGCGUUUCAUUCCGGAAAGCAAAAUAUGGUCUAUACUGCUGGAUCUAUUAUUGGGUCUGAAGAGUUUGCACGAUAGGAAUUUAAUUCAUCUGGAUAUCAAGCUCGACAAUAUUCUGAUAACGGACGACGGUGUUUGUAAAUUAGCGGACUUUGGGCUGGUGUUUGACUUGAGUAACAACAGUUUGAAUCGUGCAACUGAAGGUGACUCACGAUAUAUUGCUCCUGAACUGAUGGAAGGACGGUAUACGAAAGCAGUGGAUAUUUUCAGUUUGGGUAUUGCAAUUUUAGAGCUUUCGUGUAACUUGGAGCUCCCAUCAAACGGACCGUUGUGGCAAAAUUUGCGCAGCGGUUCCCUCCCGGCAGAGAUCCUGUGUAGGCUUUCCCAAGAUCUACAGGAUGUUAUCCGAUGGAUGAUAAGUCCGGCUCCAGAGUCACGUCCUUCCGUCGACAUAUUGCUGCAAUGUUCAAGGAUAGCAGAUCUGUACCGUGAAAGAAAACGCUGGCGAUUGAUUCGGAAAGUAAAAUCCUAUAUGCACCGGAAGCUGUGUAAUCUUAGAUGUCUCCUGGCAAGUUUAGUGCUUUCGAUAGCAAAUUACCUGCGGCUGAACCACGAGAAACCAUCCAGCCCUGACGUUAACUACAGAAGGCCGAAUGUAAACUGCAAUCGAAGCAAUCAGAACGGAAUCAACAGUAGCGUACGGACAUGUCUCAUGAAAGACUUCGAUGAGGAAUUGGAUGAUGAUUUGUUGUCUGGAGGUGAACCAGAUCUUGAUGCAUCGGAUAAAAGCAGUGGAACUGGAGUACAGAUUACCCCUACCUUGAACAAUACGGUUCCAUUACACACGCCAAGCUUAAGGAUGAUGAACUCGACGCCACUGAAUCAUAAUCACACGGGAAUGAGAAUUACCUUCAGGAAUAAUAAUAUUGACACACCGUCCAGGAAUAUAAGUUUCGAUUCGGGCGAGGAAGAUUUUUUCCUCUCUUUGAGCAACAGCCAUCGGGUUGAUGAUCAAUCGUUACAUUCACGCCACUCCCUACUCCACAACUCGGGUUACUGUGCUGAUUCGUCUCUUCUCACCAAGAAGAAAUUGUUCUUCCAAUCUGAUGACUCAGAUUGACUGCACCAGUUAAGCUUAAAGGCAACGCAAAGGCAAUGUGGUAACCGCCUAUGGACCGUGUCGCCUUCGUGUCAAAAGUUUAUGAUGUAGCAUUAGUGAAGAUCUCACAGGCGGAUGAAUGUCUGAUUGCGCUAUCAUGUUAACUUAUGUUAUACAUCAUCGUUCUUUAAAAAUACGUACGUACUUGCGAGCUAUAUCUACCUAUGGAUUACAGCGAUAAAUUCAGUUAGAGACAAAAUCUAUACGUUCCACAAAAUUGCAUCGUACAUGGAACCGAAAAUGAAGUGAUGUUUUUUUUGUUAAACCGUAAAUCAGUAAUAGUGAGGGCCCAGCUAUUAUCGCAUACUAAUACAAUGAUAAAACGCACUAAUGCACUUGUGAUAUUCGUGAGAAAUCAAAGUAAAAACAAUAAUUAUGGAAAUCUCUCAUGUUUCUGGCUUAAAUGCUAGUGUUAUAGCUUCGUGCCAGUUUUAAUUGAGUUUCUUCAAAAUUUAUUUACGAUAAUUGAUAAUCAGGCUGAUGGGAAAAUUAAGGUUUCUCGGGUAACAGAAAGUAUAUUAGAAUACUUUCUAUCGUAGUAAGUGUUGAACAUAGAAGAUAUAUAAUAUCAGGCAGUCGCAUAUACAUUUCACUAAUAUAUUUUUAUAGAAUUUCUAUAUAACAAUGUAACGCAAUAAACUGGUUAAUCUAUACCAUUACUUUCUUACUUCU